This is a messenger RNA of Candidozyma pseudohaemuli, 471 nucleotides long. RefSeq lists its product as uncharacterized. The transcript has 2 exons. Gene Ontology annotation, cellular component: endosome. The coding region runs from base 1 to 471 and encodes 156 amino acids. Gene Ontology annotation, biological process: vacuolar transport. The record is from RefSeq and is a predicted model, not a curated record. Lineage: Eukaryota; Fungi; Ascomycota; Pichiomycetes; Serinales; Metschnikowiaceae.
AUGAGCCAACCUCCAUUUCCAAACGAGUACGCUAAAAGACUCGUAGGGGCUUCUGAUGGAAAAGCCUGUAUUGUAUGCUUCAAGCCGACUAGUGUCGUGCUACUAGCUGCCAACAAAGCCGACUUCUUCUAUGUCUGUGGCUCCCAUCUUAAGGAUGCUUCAUUUGCAUCGCCAGUGCAUCCUGAAAAGUACAACGAAUUGCUAGAAAAACGAAAGACCCAGGAGAAAAGUCUUGUUCAGGCUCGUGAAAAGGUCGAGCUCAACAAGCCGUAUGCGUGGGACAAGCUUGUAAGCUGGGGCAAGAAGGACUCGAAGAAGGAUGAUAAGGACAAGGAAGAGCCCUCCAAAGAGACCUAUGACUCGAUGGUGGAGAAGCUCGAACAGGCUAAGAAAGACCUUGCGGAGACAAACGACGCAAUUGCGGCUUUUGACUUCAAAACCUUCAAGUUAGACAAGGAUAUCGAAAGUUAG